Molecule: messenger RNA, 5112 nt
Organism: Macrosteles quadrilineatus (aster leafhopper)
Lineage: Eukaryota; Metazoa; Arthropoda; Insecta; Hemiptera; Cicadellidae
Product: inhibitor of growth protein 3-like
Exons: 10
Coding region: 561-1646 (361 amino acids)
Biological process (GO): regulation of DNA-templated transcription
Cellular component (GO): NuA4 histone acetyltransferase complex
Source: RefSeq, a predicted model, not a curated record
CUUGAGACUAAAAUAAUUUAACUAUGAAACAAAUUCAUUGUAGGUAGUAUAUAGAGCGAAAAUAAGAUAAACACACCUGUCCACUCUGCACUCCCUACAAAAAGUCUGGAUAGCACCCUUCCAGCUGCUAUGCUAUAGAGAGACAUAAUCAAAUCACCUGAGGCCAAUAAUAGCCUAAAACAAAUUGCAGAGUUUUUCGGUUUUUGAAAUCUGUCUAUUUCCUCUCCAGAUUUGCUACAGCAUUUCCAUAGGCUUGGAGAUUAAGUAAAAACUAACAGUAAGUUAAUAGGGAACUGCAUUAAGGAAAACUUUGAAUCUGUACAACCAGCUCUUCCUAAGGCAUGUGGUGUAGGCCUAAAUAAGGUUAUUGUCUGUCAAACACAAUAUCUAGAGUUUUGACUUGUCAUACACAGCCCACUCUCCUGCCGUGCACAACAAUACCAAGUCGUUAUGUACUGUAUGCAUCCACGUAUGCUUACCCUUAUGGAGGCCUAACCUAUUUGCUUCUGCGGCUACAGUUCUACAGAGAACCUGCGUUUAUCAUCAGAACUCCAACCAAAAUGCUUUAUUUGGAAGACUAUCUUGAAAUGAUUGAACACUUGCCUCAAGAACUUCGUGAUAGAUUUACCGACAUGAGGGAGAUGGAUCUUCAAGUACAAAAUACUAUGGAUACUUUGGAAAAACGUGUAAAGACAUUUUUUUCCAAUGCAAAGAAAAUGGAGGCUCAAGAGAAGGAACAGGAAUAUGAAGCAAUACGGAAAGAUUAUUACAAAACGUUGGAGGAUGCAGAUGAAAAAGUUCAACUGGCAAAUCACAUGCACGACUUGGUGUCCCGGUAUUUACGCCGACUGGAACAAGAAACUCACAAGUUCAAAAUGGAACUUGAAGCCGAUAACAUGGGCAUUACUGAGAUUUUGGAAAAACGUUCACAAGAACUGGAUCUUCCUCCCAGUAACAGCUGCCAAAAAGAGAAUCGAUACUCCUUCACCUCACACAAGUCUUGCAUGUCGAGUGGCACAGAUAAGCGCAAAGAUUCAACCGCAGAACACAAGCGAGUUGUGGCGACAUUGCCUGAGGUGCGGAUACUGCCUCAGAGCUCUACUCCCCCUGCUACUCCUCUACCCGUGGUGAACUACAGCCUCGGACACAUGGGAGCGGGGGGCACUGCUAUAGCAGCAGCUGCUUCCCAGGCCAUAGCAGCCACACAGCAGAUGCAACAGGGGCGAAGGACUGCCAGCUUGAAAGCUUCGUAUGAAGCCAUUAAUUCUGUCAGUAUAAGCAAGGAGCUAGCUGGUGCAGCUCAAACUGCCAUUGCCGCCAUUCAAGACACAAGCAAGAAGAACAAAAAGCAGAAAGCAAACGUGAGCAGUAGCAGCAGCAGCCCUGCUUUACCAGUCCUGGUGCCGAGUCCUGAGGAACCUCCGCAGCUUGAAGCCUCAGCAGACCUCUCGUACGACCCCAACGAGCCCAGAUACUGCAUCUGCAAUGAAGUUGCUUUUGGAGGGAUGGUGGCUUGCGACAAUCAAACGUGUCCCUAUGAGUGGUUUCACUACCCAUGUGUUGGAAUCACUGAUCCACCCAAAGGCAAGUGGUACUGCCCUCAAUGUACGGCUGCUAUGAAGAGGAGAGGUGCUCGUAAAAACUGAUUCUCUGGGCUAGGCCAAACCAAGAACAUGCCAAGAAUUACUGUUAAUGUACUUUUACUUUUAUUUUAGUGAGAAACAACACAAACGUUUCAAUUCUCUCUUAACCCUUUCCGGAUGGGCAAAAAAUGUUUAAAUGAAAAGAGUGAUUUCAAUUUGUGACACUUUUUUACGCAUCUCCACUUUUAAAUCAAGCAUACAGUACACUUCCAAUUAAACCGAGGUUGUUGGGACUGAGAAUCUAAAAUACCACGCAGGUCACGGGACCACAUUAGGAAGUCUAAUACUAGUAAAAUAUGUUUUAACAACAUCUGUGUCUUGGUGCGCGGUCGUCUUACCAUUACAGUGACUGGAGGAAUCGCAUACCGACGUACUUAUUCGUACUUAUAUUACCCUUAAUCAUUAGUAAUGACAUUGAAAUUGCUACUGCAUCAUGCCAGAUAUAUGUGUUGUGCCUGGGUGCAAGGGUAAUUACGAAAGCUUGAUUAAAAAAAACUGAAGGUUACACACAGUUUUUAAGAUUCCAAGUGAUCCGGUGCGUAAGCAACCGUGGAUUCGUGCUUUUCCUCGGUCAGAUUGGACACCUUCAAAAAAUUCUCGUGUCUGCGUGAAACAUUUUCACGAAGAUGACCUUAGUUUUGUGGUAAAAUACAAGAAUAAGGUGAUUGAUGUGAAUAUAGACGCGAGAAGCCAGUUUUAGGUGAGAAUGCCGUACCUAGACUUUUUCCCAAAUUACCUUUGUAUCUUGAUACUCGAAAAACGACAAAGAGAAAGACUCCUCAAGAAAGAAGACAAGAGGAAGGUAACAGGAUAAAGAAGAGUCAACAGGAUUAAGAAGAUCGACUAGCACAAGAAAACGAAGUUGGGGAUUUUACUUCAUUUUACAACAAUUAAGGCUGUAUAUUAGCACAUAAUAAAUAAAUAAAAAAUAAUAUUAAAUUGACGUGUAUUAUUAUCGUCAUUUUGCACAUUAUAAUGAAUGUGGAAAGCCAUAUGAAGGCCUAGCUUCUGAGAUUGUUUCCACAAUGGCAAACGUACAAUGGCUAAAUAAUUAUUCAAAGAGGCCUUCAAACGAGAAAAGAAAACUUAAAAUGUUGUCGUAAUAUUUACUUAUGGUUUGUCAGGUAGGCUAAAACAAUAAUAUGAAUAUUUAAAAUUGAAAAUAAUUUUAUUUAAACAAUACAAGAUUUUAUAUUACUCUUUCAUUUGUAAUUGGAAGUUUUACAAGACAUUUUCACAUUCAUUGCAAUUAUUAGUACAAUACGAUAAAUAGCCCAGGCCUACAAGCAAACAAACAUUAUGUUUGUAUUUUAGUACAAAAGUCACUAUUAUAUGCCACUAAAAAAUCUUUAAUUCAUUCUAUAGAGCAGUGAAAACAGCAAAACUCUCAUUUAGGUUAUAGCCUAGCGCGUGUGAAGACAGACCCAGAAGGAGUGUGAUUGCGGCGUUGCCAGUUCGAACGUCGCAGCCUUGUAUUAGAGGUGGCUGUAGUUGGAGACCAACCUAGUACUGUGUGGUUUUGAUUUGAUAGGUAAUUGCAGAUCAUUCUUACGUUAAAAUUAUACUUAAUGGUUAUUUCAAGCAUUCAUUUAAAUAAAUCCCAAAUUACCUGCUAUUCCAACUCUUGACAUAGAAAAAUACUACAUUAAAGUAAUUACCGUUUCCAAAAAUAUAAAAAAAUAUAUAUAUAUUCAGCCCUGUAACGACCUUGGAUAACCUGGAUUAAUCUUCAGAUAAUCGGGAGUGUACUGUAUAAAGCAGCUUUGCUACUUAUUGGACAGUAUUUUAUUUCAUAAAGAACUUUAAAUGGAACUUUUUUACAACGUUUGUAGCUCUAAAAGAUGUUCACAUUAACAAAAUUGUUUAAAUCCAUAUGUGUAGCCCCUGAGCUGUUGGACAUAAUGUAAGACCAAAUUACUUACGUAAUUCCCGUCACAGCUCAAUAAAAUAUAUCUAUUCAGGACAUGUUUCGGUGUUAAAACACCAUCGUCAGCUCCAGGUACAUAGUGUAGAGUUGAUCAGUUGUUAACAUCGUCAGAAGAUAAACACAGUACGGACACGAAUAAAUACAUAAAACAAUUAAACAUUUAAAAAACAGGCCUGUUCUAACAAAGAUGACCGACCGCACAGGUAGCAAGGGACAGACUAGACCAGCUUAUGCUUAUCAGUUGUGUGAGAGAGAAAGAGAUAUUGGGCAAGGAUCAGCUGUUGUAGGAUGGACGGAGUUAUUGAUGAGUGAAUUAAAAAUGGUGUGGGAACUGAACUGUAGUUUUUCGUUUUAUAUAGUCUCACAAAAAGUAAAGUUAACGUUGUUAAAACUUUUGUAUAUUUAACAACGAAAUUUAUUUAAAAACAAAAUUGUGUUUUUAGCGCAGUAAGUGGUCGGCUUAUAUCUAACAAUCUAAAACACAGCAAUUCUGCAGAACUCAAAAACAGUAUCUCAACAGUACUGUAAUGUGAAACAAGUCAAAUCACAUGAUCCACUACCAUGCAGUUAUCUGUCACUCCUCCGGUAAGAGUUGUUUAAGUAGCCACGAGGUGCCUACGUAGCUGAACUUAAAAUUUAAUGGUAGUAGAUUUAGGUGCCUAUCUUUUCUAUUGUUAGAGUAAAGUUGUCUAAGAAUAUGAAAUAGACCAAACCAGUCCUGUUUUGCUUUUUUUUGUACAUAUGUUACCCUGUUACAGAAAACCUGUUAAUUAAGUAAAUGUCUAGCUGGCUUGGUUAAUGUUUGUUUAUCCAAACAAGUUCAUUGUGAAAGAUGUUUUUCAUUUUCAUUAGCUGAAAUAACAGAAGUAAGAAACAGAUAAUUAUCCCAAUAAACCCUUUACCCUCCUUUAACUCUUAACACAUUAGUUCAAUGGCUUUGUGGGUUUGUUGUUUCCAGAAAAUUAGAAUUCUGAAAGAAAUCCCCAAAAUUGUCUGUUUCAUCUGAUUUUAACAAACUUAUUAAAAAAGAUCUUGCUUAUUAUGAUGCCUAUGGACUCACAUUUGGGUUAAUACGCAUAAAACAAUUCAAACAAACCUUUUGCUUUUCUGUGCUUUAGGGAUCUCUAAAAUUGAAAAAUAACAUCAGGGACCCAAGUUUUACCAUGAGUAAGUUACCUACUUAAGUUGUUUUUUAUUCAUAAUAGUAGUGUAGGGUAGGGGCUAAUGGUUGUAAAGAAAACAGGCAGUAAGUUGCACCUGCAGUAUACACCGUUUUGAAUUUAACUCUGCUUUGGAGGACCUUACAACAAUUAAAUUACUCUAACUAAACAUAUACUGUGAACCAUUCUUAAGCCUUUUCCAAACCUGUUUCUCAUCAAUCAUUUCACAUUUUUGAAAAGGAGUUGUAAAUCAAAAGUAUAUAUAAGAUAAGGAGUUAGUUAAAUAUCCAUAAGUAUUUAGUUACACCACCAUAUAAGUGUUUUAAUCUAAGAACAUAUAUCGUUUUGACUGUUAAGUUUGUAUAGAAUAUAAAGUUUGUGA